UAUUAUAGUUAGGGUUUUAGUUCGCAAUCUUCGCUCUCUGUGGACUCUUCCUUUGGCUCUCCCUUUCUUCUUCUCCCUCUUCCUUCCUUGCUCCCACCACCAGUAUAAAUAAGAAAGGGAGGGAAGGAAGGAGAGAAGAGGAGAGAGGCGCAACUCGAGCAAUCCCCAGAUCUCUUGAUUUCUGAAGAAGAUGAGCACUCCCCUCCCUCCGCCGCCCCCCUCUCUCCCUCCCCUUCUCCCGUCCGCCGGAUUCUGGCCGGAGAUUCCGCCCAGCCGCCAAGAUCUGUGGUCAGGGGAAUCUGAUUAUGACAAUUCUUUUGCCUUCCCUGAAGGCCCGUCCAAGAGACCAAGGACCUCCUCCCCGGAAGGCCUUAGCCCUUGUGACUCGAGACCUUUCCUUCCUGUGAAUCCCCCGCCCAAGAUUCCCAGUCCGGAUUCGGACUCCCCUUCGAAGAACCGUGGCGGCAGCAACAAUGGUAGCAACAAUACCCUUGGUGGGAUCAGCCGCAUCUUCUUUAAGACGAAGCUGUGCUGCAAAUUCAGAAUGGGGUCCUGCCCCUACAGUUCGAACUGCAACUUUGCCCAUGGGAACGAGGAGCUCCGGAAGCCGCCGCCUAAUUGGCAGGAGAUUGUUGCGAACGCCUCCGCCUCUGCAUCGUCUGGCAACUCUGGGAACGAUGAUGACCGGCAGAACGUGAACGGAAAUGGCGGUGGGUGGGCGGAUAGAAAUAAACUGCGGAUCUGCAAGAAGUUCUAUAACGGCGAGGGUUGCUCAUAUGGCGAUAGGUGUAAUUUUCUGCAUGAGGAACCAGGUAGAUCGAGGGAGAGCGUCGCCAUUAACGUCGGAUUGAUGGGCGCCAAUGGACAUGAUGUUACAGAAACCAUCGGGGAUUCGAACGGGUCGAAUCAGAAGCCUGCCUAUUGGAAGACUAGAAUUUGCAACAAGUGGGAGAUGACAGGGGCGUGUCCUUUUGGGGAUAAGUGCCACUUCGCGCAUGGUCUGGCUGAGCUGCAAAAAUAUGGGGGAGGAUACACAGAUUCUGAGAAUGGUUGUUCUGGUGUUGUCCCUUCCAAGGUAGCCAACUCUACUGAAGAAAUUGCACCCAGCAAGAAGUGGGCAUGUAAACAAUCAAAUAUUCAAAAUCGUUUUGCAAAGUGGAAGGGGCCUGAGAAGAUCAACAGGAUCUAUGCUGAUUGGAUUGAUGAUAAUGAAUGAGUAAGGAAACUGCAGCCCACAAUAGCUUCCGACUAAGAUCGGAGGCUGGUUGAUGAAAAAUCAUGAACAACCGUUCUCAGUGGUUUUGGCUUUUUGUUGGUUUCAAAUACUGCAGGAGUUGGGUUUAGAUUUGGAAACCAGGGAUGAUGUCUGAGAGACUACGUUGGUGCAAGAGGCUGGAAAGCGCAUCUCAUUUCUUCAUCAGAUGUUAUUAUGAUUGAUUGGAGUAUCAAGAUUGUUCCAGAGAUGAUGCUGGGCUUUUUUGGUGGUUUCUUCAUUGAUGAUAGUUUCCUUUUUGUAGUAGGAACGAUAUGAUACAGAUUGGAUUGUAAACGAUGGACUAUAUAGGAAGUGCCUUCCCUUUUUUGCCUCCUA
This is a messenger RNA of Nymphaea colorata (pocket water lily), 1591 nucleotides long. RefSeq names its product zinc finger CCCH domain-containing protein 56-like. Gene Ontology annotation, molecular function: mRNA binding; metal ion binding. The record is from RefSeq and is a predicted model, not a curated record. NCBI's taxonomy places the organism in Eukaryota, Viridiplantae, Streptophyta, Magnoliopsida, Nymphaeales, Nymphaeaceae. The coding region runs from base 191 to 1216 and encodes 341 amino acids. The transcript has 2 exons.